Messenger RNA from Meriones unguiculatus (Mongolian gerbil), 8172 nucleotides. It is a transcript of the gene Epha5, whose product is annotated as EPH receptor A5. NCBI's taxonomy places the organism in Eukaryota, Metazoa, Chordata, Mammalia, Rodentia, Muridae. Gene Ontology annotation, cellular component: neuron projection; plasma membrane. The record is from RefSeq and is a predicted model, not a curated record. The transcript has 18 exons. Gene Ontology annotation, molecular function: ATP binding; transmembrane-ephrin receptor activity; protein binding. Bases 771 to 3893 code for a protein of 1040 amino acids. Gene Ontology annotation, biological process: cell surface receptor protein tyrosine kinase signaling pathway; protein phosphorylation; axon guidance.
GCAGCGGGAACCGCAGCGGCUCCAGCCGCCGGGCUCUGCCCCGCUCCCGGCCCGCGCGCCAGCCCGCUCCGCCCGCCGCACCGCCCCCGGCCGCGCUCAGCCCGCAGCGAUUUGACUUCCCUCUGCCGGCCUCUCCAGUCCUCUAGAUACGACCGCUCGCUGCCUCUGCUCUCCUCUCCUCUCCUUGGGUGUUUGCAAUACCACGUUUGCUCUACUCCUCUCUCCUUUAUCCAUAGUCACCCUGCUUGCAUUUUUUUUUCAUUCCUUUUAUUUUAUUUUAUUUUAAGGGAAAGCAUCAUCUUGACAUUAUGUGACUCAUCUUCUUUAAUCUCGUCCGUGUCAGCACUGAAGACUGACAGGGAACCUUCACCACUACUCCAACCGUGCUGGCACUUUAAAAAAACAUCAGAAUUCUGAAAAAUAAAGAACAAGAAAAAAAUAAAAUAAAACAAAACAAAAGUCUUAAGAGGCAAAAGAGCGGGACUCGGGACCCUCCGCAGAUCCUUAACUGAGCCCACCCAGGACUGUCUGCAUUAGCCAUCAGAACUCCUAAUUCAUCUCCUCCAACUGAACGGGAGGGCGACAAGAGCCAGCAGCAAACUUCGGCGGUCUCUGCGGAUCUAUGAUUCCCGCAUUUGAAGGGGUCGAGUGCCAGCAGGCGUAGGACCCCACCAAGAGGAGGAGUCCCGCGUCUCUCUCGCUUCUCCCACUAAGCCUGAACCCUAGCCUGAACCACGCGGGACACAGGAGGCAGAAGAGGGUAGUAGAAAAUGCGGGGCUCCGGGCCCCGCGGUGCGGGACGCCGACGGACCCAGGGCAGAGGUGGCGGCGGCGACACCUCCCGCGUCCCUGUCUCCCUGGCAGGCUGCUAUUCCGCACCUCUCAAGGGCCCCCUCUGGACGUGCCUUCUCUUGUGUGCGGCGCUCCGGACCCUCCUGGCCAGCCCCAGCAACGAAGUGAAUUUAUUGGAUUCACGCACUGUCAUGGGGGACCUCGGAUGGAUUGCUUUUCCAAAAAAUGGGUGGGAAGAGAUUGGUGAAGUGGAUGAAAACUAUGCCCCUAUCCACACAUACCAAGUAUGCAAAGUCAUGGAACAGAAUCAGAAUAAUUGGCUGUUGACAAGUUGGAUCUCCAAUGAAGGUGCUUCCAGAAUCUUUAUUGAACUCAAGUUUACUCUAAGGGAUUGCAACAGCCUUCCCGGAGGACUGGGAACUUGUAAGGAGACAUUCAACAUGUAUUAUUUUGAAUCGAAUGACGAGAAUGGGAGAAAUAUUAAAGAGAACCAGUACAUCAAGAUUGAUACCAUUGCUGCUGAUGAGAGCUUCACAGAACUUGAUCUCGGUGACCGUGUCAUGAAACUGAACACGGAGGUCAGGGAUGUGGGACCUCUGAGCAAAAAGGGAUUUUAUCUUGCUUUCCAAGAUGUUGGUGCUUGCAUAGCUCUGGUGUCCGUGCGGGUAUACUAUAAAAAAUGUCCUUCUGUGGUAAGACACUUGGCUAUCUUCCCUGACACAAUCACUGGAGCGGAUUCUUCACAGUUGUUAGAGGUGUCAGGCUCCUGUGUCAACCAUUCUGUGACAGAUGAUCCUCCCAAAAUGCACUGCAGUGCUGAAGGGGAGUGGCUGGUUCCCAUCGGGAAAUGCAUGUGCAAGGCCGGAUAUGAAGAGAAAAAUGGCACCUGUCAAGUGUGCAGACCUGGGUUCUUCAAAGCUUCUCCUCACAGCCAGAGCUGCAGCAAAUGUCCACCUCACAGUUACACCCAUGAGGAAGCUUCCACCUCUUGUGUCUGUGAAAAGGAUUAUUUCAGGAAGGAAACUGAUCCGCCCACAAUGGCAUGCACAAGACCGCCCUCAGCUCCUCGGAAUGCCAUCUCAAAUGUUAAUGAAACUAGUGUCUUUCUGGAGUGGAUUCCGCCUGCUGACACUGGUGGACGGAAAGAUGUGUCAUAUUAUAUUGCAUGCAAGAAGUGCAACUCCCACGCAGGUGUGUGUGAGGAGUGUGGCGGUCAUGUCAGGUACCUCCCCCAGCAGAUCGGCUUGAAAAAUACCUCUGUCAUGAUGGUGGACCUACUUGCUCACACAAACUAUACCUUUGAGAUUGAGGCAGUGAAUGGAGUUUCCGACUUGAGCCCAGGCACCCGGCAGUUUGUGUCUGUAAAUGUAACCACGAAUCAAGCAGCCCCCUCUCCAGUCACCAAUGUGAAAAGGGGAAAGAUUGCAAAGAACAGCAUCUCUUUGUCUUGGCAAGAGCCAGAUCGCCCCAACGGAAUCAUCUUGGAGUAUGAAAUCAAGUACUUUGAAAAGGACCAAGAAUCCAGCUACACAAUCAUCAAGUCUAAAGAGACCGCUAUCACUGCAGAGGGCCUGAAACCUGCGUCUGUGUAUGUCUUCCAAAUUCGAGCACGUACAGCAGCAGGCUACGGUGUCUUCAGUCGAAGAUUUGAGUUUGAAACCACACCAGUGUCAGUAGCAGCAUCCAGUGAUCAAAGCCAGAUUCCCAUCAUCGCAGUGUCAGUGACAGUGGGAGUCCUCUUGCUGGCAGUGAUGAUCGGCUUCCUCCUCAGCGGCAGCUGCUGCGAAUGUGGCUGUGGGAGGGCUUCUUCCCUGUGCGCUGUUGCCCAUCCAAGCCUAAUAUGGCGGUGUGGCUACAGCAAAGCAAAGCAAGACCCAGAAGAGGAAAAGAUGCACUUUCAUAAUGGGCACAUUAAACUGCCAGGAGUAAGAACCUACAUUGACCCGCACACCUACGAAGACCCCAAUCAAGCUGUCCAUGAAUUUGCCAAGGAGAUUGAAGCUUCAUGCAUCACCAUUGAGAGAGUUAUUGGAGCAGGUGAAUUUGGUGAAGUUUGCAGUGGACGUUUGAAACUACCAGGAAAAAGAGAACUACCCGUGGCUAUCAAAACUCUUAAAGUAGGCUACACUGAAAAGCAGCGCAGAGAUUUCCUGGGUGAAGCAAGUAUCAUGGGGCAGUUUGAUCAUCCAAACAUCAUCCAUCUGGAAGGUGUUGUAACUAAAAGCAAACCCGUGAUGAUAGUGACAGAGUAUAUGGAGAAUGGCUCCCUAGACACAUUUCUAAAGAAAAACGAUGGGCAGUUCACUGUGAUUCAGCUUGUUGGCAUGCUGAGAGGCAUCGCUGCAGGGAUGAAGUACCUUUCUGACAUGGGCUACGUGCACAGAGAUCUUGCUGCUAGAAACAUCUUAAUCAACAGUAACCUUGUGUGCAAAGUGUCUGACUUUGGACUUUCUAGGGUACUGGAAGAUGAUCCUGAGGCAGCCUACACCACAAGGGGAGGCAAAAUUCCAAUCAGAUGGACUGCCCCAGAAGCAAUCGCUUUUCGGAAGUUCACCUCUGCCAGUGAUGUCUGGAGCUAUGGCAUUGUAAUGUGGGAAGUUGUGUCUUACGGUGAGAGACCCUACUGGGAGAUGACCAAUCAGGACGUGAUCAAAGCAGUGGAAGAAGGCUACCGUCUGCCAAGCCCCAUGGAUUGCCCUGCUGCUCUUUAUCAAUUAAUGCUGGAUUGCUGGCAGAAAGACAGAAACAGCAGGCCCAAGUUUGAUGAAAUAGUCAACAUGCUGGACAAGCUGAUACGAAACCCAAGUAGUUUGAAGACACUGGUUAAUGCAUCAAGCAGGGUCUCGACUUUGUUGGCAGAACAUGGCUCUCUGGGGUCUGGAGCCUACAGAUCAGUAGGUGAAUGGCUGGAAGCAAUUAAGAUGGGUCGGUACACAGAGAUCUUCAUGGAAAAUGGAUACAGUUCAAUGGACGCUGUGGCUCAGGUGACCUUGGAGGAUUUGAAGCGCCUGGGAGUGACUCUGGUUGGUCACCAGAAGAAGAUCAUGAGCAGCCUUCAAGAGCUGAAGGUGCAGCUGGUCAAUGGAAUGGUGCCAGUGUAACCUCUGCAUGUGUCACUUCCUCCAGGGAACAACUCUGCACUUUGUAAACAGCCCUGAGAAUUAUUUUAACAAACAUAGGGAAAAGGGAAAAGCAUAAUUUCUACGCCUUUGGUGGCAUUUGUCUCAACCAUUGAAUAGAUAAUCAACAUCUUACUAAAACCUCUGCAUCUUCUUCCUAAUGUCUUCAUUUUUCAUGAAGUAAAUGUAAUCUUCAAAGAGCGAAAACAUCCUAUAAUAAAAUAGUAACUAAAACCUCCUCCAUAACUUGUACAGAAUCUUGUACAUGGAAUAUAUCAAGGUACAGCACCUUUAUAGACUGUUAAGGCAGCCCCUUUCAAAACUUCCAGGGAUUUACUUGAAAGGAAAAGUUUUAAAGCCAUGUGUGGGCUAAGAAAAGCUGCAUUUUACUGACGUUUACUUCAAGUCUUAAUUGUCUACAGAAGUGUAUUGAAGAGCAAUAUGAUUAGAGUAUUCCUUAGAUGCAGUUUGUAAUUUAAAAUGCAAUUACAUGUUGUUAAGUUAUAGAAAAUAGUUUAUAAACAUGUUGCUUGGUCAAGAAAAAGUUCAAUGCAGGGUGUAUAUUUAUUUUUCUGUGUUACAUCAUUUACUUUUAGUUGCUCUUCUAGAGAGUGUUAGGUAAUAAAUGUGUAUAUACUGUAGAGUUUUCAAUAUGCCUGGGAAUUGACUUACAUUGGAAGUGUGCGUGUGUUUGUAUGUGUGUGUGUGUGUGAAUAUGUAUAAGAUAUUGUUCUGCUUGCCUCUUUGAUAGCGUUUCAAUUUUCGCAGCAUAUAGAAAGAAUGUUCUAGACUAUAAUAUGAAUAAGAGAAAUAGGAAAUGGUAGACCAAAUUCCAACCCAAGUUGAUAUCUUUUUCUCUCAUUUUGAAAGCAACUAAUUAGGUUUUCAUUUUGUAAACAGCUAAUGCCUCUACAUUAUAUUCCCUUUGGAAUUUAACAAUCACUUUGUACCUGUGACAAAGAAGUUCUACCCUCCUCUGAAAUUCCAACUUUCUAGGUUCCCGAAAAUAUCUUCUCAAGCAAAGUUGACGUGAAGGGUACACCUGUGUGGGAGGUAGAGAUAUUUGACUGUGCUGGCUUCUGUUAACAUUCAAUCCAGGUGGAGCGCACUCAGCAUCCCCCGAGUUCUCAGCCACUGUAAUCAUUCCCAAAGAAAGCAGUGAAAAAUGAUUUUUUUACUAUUCAUUAAUAACUAUUUGUGAACUUUGUAGUUGCAUUUUGUCCUCCAUUCUACAAUGGUGACUAUAAUUGGAAGAACCAAUAUAAACUAUUUAAACAUUAAACUUGUUCAGAAGUAUAAUGUAGUCCUUAAGUAUAUUUUAUAUACUGCAUCAGCAAGGGGAUGAGAUUCAUGAUAAAGUUCGUGAAGUUUAUUGAAAUGAUCAGGAAAGUGAGCAUAACAGACAGGUGGACAAUAUUUUAUGUCAUUACAUGGUAUAAAAUCAGGAGAAUGAUAUAAGAUAUUCGAGGAGCAGAGAACUUAGAUGAGGCCUUUCACUAUUGCACUAGCCAAAGCUUGUGAGUGGAGUGAGAUCUGCAGGGAGAUAUCAGCUUGUCUGUGAGUUCUCUUCUCUCUUUUCAGCCUAUGUUUUAACCUUCGAUAUUAACCUGUGUAAAAAAACACAAUAGUGAAAUUUCUUUCUUUCUUUUUCUUUCUUUCUUUCUUUCUUUCUUUCUUUCUUUCUUUCUUUCUUUCUUUCUUUCUUCUUCCUUUCUGUCUCAUCCCCCUUUAAAGGAUGAAAUAGUUGUUUGCUGAAGAAUAAGGAAAGAUCAAAACUACAACAAAGGGUGUGAAGCAUCUAAAUUUUUUUAUAUAUAUUAAAAAUUGAUGAGUCCCUUUAAAAGAUACUGUGGGCCCACACUCUAUACUCAAUACAUCUCUACUAGUUUAGUGAAAUUUUAAGAAAAUAUUAAGAGAAGUAAUCUUACAUUGUCUUGAUAAAAAUCAUAGAUAAAUAUAACCAUUAUGAGAGAUGCAUUUCUACAUUUAAACCAACAAGCCUAUUUGAAUCUAUGUGAUAAAGUAGAACUGGGAAUGUCAAACCAAACAAACAACAACAAAAAAUGCAGUUUGGAACUUGUACAAGCCAUAACUCUAUGGACGGAAAUAAAAAUACAUUCUAAAUUGUUUCCAAAUUUGUAUGAUCAUAGAUUAUUGGUAGGUGACAUAUGCACAAGUGACUGGCUGUUGGAGUGAUCUCGACUUUAUCUCAAAAGAAUAUAGAUUAAUUUUAAUCAAAUUUAUGUUCCAUUUUCAAUUCAAAUGUCACAUUUGGAAGGUAAUUCAGAAGGAAAGCUUAACAGCCACAUUGCUUUCAUCCAUAUCUCAAUUUGAUUGAGAGUUUCUAAAGAAUAUCAAUAUGAUAUUAGAAGAGAUAGACUUUUAAAUUAUAUGUGCUCUGCCCUCCCCACCAAUGAGAAAAGGUUGCCUUUCUAAAAUAUUUGUUCAGCUUUGGAUAUGUCACCAAUUGAAAAGUGCCAAUCUCAUCUAUAAAUGUGAGAAAUGGAUCAGGGAGAGAAGCCUGCUCUCGUGAAAUGUAGUGAGCCUACCACUCAGCACAGGACUUGCUAAAUCCUGAUGGUGUGAAUUCUUCUCCUGUGUGUUCGUUUCCUUACCCACUGACUCCCAAAAAUAAAUCAUCUUCUAUAGUCUUCACAUAUGCAACUGAUUUGUAAAAUGAUACAUAACUGUAUUGUAACAAGGUACAACAAGGAAUUGUUCCGAACUGACUGGUUCUACUUGAAGUCAUUCAGUUACCAUGGUUAUCAAUCAUAUUGUACACCUAGUCAUGCCAUUCAUUAGCAUGAGCUCUGUAAAAAAAAUUACUCUCUUUGAAAUGUAUUAAUUAUAUGUGUAAUGUAAACAUACUGAUUUUCACCAUUUAAAAUAUUGUGAUGUGUAUGUGUUUUAAUUUCUGUAUUUUAUUACCAAGCCAGUGUUUUAAAGUAAUAGAUUCAUUGUACAAUUUACAUAGAAAUAUUUUAUUGAAACUUAAAUGUGUCUAGUAUUAUUCAUUUUGGAAUUGUCACAAGUAAUGCAAGCUGACCUUAGCUCUGUUUAUAAAACAGUCUUAUCCACUAUGUAAUAAAAGAGAUAACUUCACCUCUCACCUUAAAGAGGAUCUGUCACUAUGAGUUGAGCACUUACGCAUUUGCAUGUCUGCUAGUUGAAUUCUACGUGGAAGUGAAAGGCAGUAAAGAAGAUAUUUGUUCACCCAUUGAAGUGGGUUUUCAGAAGCACAAUAAGAAAUAUUUACCUUUGGAAGGUGUUUUGGCUGUAAUGGUUGGUACAGUAAGUGGCAAAGAAUGCUGGGCGUUAGACUUAGAGGUAUUUGAUGUUGCGUAUAGUAGAAAAUAUCUCUUAUUUUGUUCUUUCUAAAAAUUAGGAGAGAAAAUUAAAAUGUGAUAAUAAAUUGUCUUUGUUUAAAAUUGCCAGAUGUUUAACCUCAAUGUACAUAAGAAGUAGGACAAUGUGAUGGUGAUGAUACUAAGGAAUGAAUGAACAGAAUCAAAUGGUAGCUUUGUUUGAAAUUUUAUAGUUGAAUAAGUCAUGAUUUUUUUUUCAGUGCUGUAGCACAGCUGGUUACAUUGAAUAUUUUUUUCUCCAUUAUGCAGUUAAUUACAUAGUAAUGUAUCAGGAAAAAUAGAUAAAACUUUCUACUCAUUUCUUGUUAAUUUAUGAGUCUUUUCACACAUCAAUGAUUGAAUGUUCUUAUUCAGAAUGACCACGUAAUUGUCGCAUAGAAGAAGCUGCUAUUUCUUUUUAAAAUGUCUAUUUAUAAUAACUGGAUUCAAAUUCUUUUUUUCAAUGUGAAUGGAAAAAAAUGGAGUUGGCAAAAAUAUGUCCUAUCUUUGAAAGUUGGGUGCUAUAUUCAUUAAAGUUUGAGUGGUCAACUAUUUGUGAAUAUUUAGACUACUGUAGUUUUGCAAUUGAUUAUUUAAAAGAAUGUAUAUGUAUACUGAAUCUGUAAUUGUCUGAAACUAAAGUCAGACUCUGUCCUUUGUUAAUAUGUUUAUCAAAUCCAUUCAGGUUCAGGCAGGACUGAGACAUUUGUGCAGCCAAACUGAUUCUUUGAUAGGCAUCAGGAUAUCUUGUAGCCCUGCCUGAGAGUGAAUUCAAGGAAGAAUGAACAUCUCUUUAUAUUGGCUCCCAUCUGCAUAUCUGCGUGUUUGCAGUUUGUGUACAUGCUUUUGUAGUGUAAGAUAUUACAUUUUAUAUUUUUUUAGAAAAUAAAAAAACUUUUGAAUAUAGUAAAAUCAAA